Molecule: messenger RNA, 4866 nt
Organism: Sphenostylis stenocarpa
Lineage: Eukaryota; Viridiplantae; Streptophyta; Magnoliopsida; Fabales; Fabaceae
Source: the annotation of a GenBank genome assembly
AUGUACUUGUUAACAGAAAAGAAAAUUACAUUAAAUGAUAACUACCCAAGCACAAACAACCCUUCCGUCCCUAUCAUAUCACCGUCCUCACUGCCCCUGAGAGUCAAUUCCUGGCAGCAGUUGCAUUCUAUGACACCUUAUCCUCGCAUUAUGUCUGCACCAGUAAAUAUUAUUGUAGGUUCUCAUGUCUGGAUUGAAGAUCCAGAACAAGCAUGGAUUGAUGGAGAAGUUUCUAAAAUCAAUGGUGAAGAAGUCCAUGUUCGCAGCACAGCUGGGAAAACAGUUGCAAAAAACAUCUCAAAGGUUCUUCCCAAGGAUAAUGAAGCCCCUCCUGGAGGUGUAGAUGACAUGACAAAAUUGUCUUACUUGCAUGAACCUGGUGUUCUGCACAAUUUGGCAGCUAGAUAUGAACUCAAUGAAAUCUAUACAUAUACUGGAAAUAUCCUGAUUGCAAUAAAUCCUUUUCAAAGGUUACCACACCUAUAUGAUACUCACAUGAUGGAACAAUACAAAGGAGCUCUAUUUGGAGAAUUGAGUCCCCAUGUUUUUGCAGUUGCAGAUGUUGCAUACAGGGCAAUGAUUAAUGAGGGGAAAAGCAACUCAAUCCUGGUUAGUGGUGAGAGUGGGGCUGGAAAGACAGAGACAACAAAAAUGCUUAUGCGGUAUCUUGCAUAUCUUGGGGGUCGAUCUGGAGUAGAAGGGCGAACAGUUGAACAACAAGUUUUAGAAUCGAAUCCAGUUCUUGAAGCAUUUGGCAAUGCCAAAACUGUUAGAAACAACAACUCAAGUCGUUUUGGUAAAUUUGUUGAGAUACAAUUUGACAACAAGGGAAGAAUCUCGGGGGCAGCUAUACGAACAUAUUUGCUUGAAAGGUCCCGUGUCUGUCAAAUUUCAGAUCCUGAAAGAAAUUACCAUUGCUUUUACCUUCUCUGUGCAGCCCCAGCUGAGGUAAACUCGUUUCAUUACUUAAAUCAAUCCAACUGCUAUGCUCUGGAUGGAGUGGAUGAUGCUGAGGAAUAUCUUGCAACUCGAAGGGCAAUGGAUGUUGUCGGAAUAACAAUUUUGCAUCUUGGAAACAUUGAAUUUGCGAAAGGAGAGGAGAUUGACUCUUCUGUCAUUAAGGAUGAGAAGUCUAGGUUCCAUCUUAAUGUUACCGCUGAACUUCUUAAGUGUGAUUGUAAGAGCUUGGAAGAUGCGCUGAUCAAGCGUGUAAUGGUAACGCCGGAGGAGGUUAUUACAAGAACCCUUGAUCCUGUUGCAGCUCUUGGUAGCAGGGAUGCAUUAGCUAAAACUGUUUAUUCCCGUUUGUUUGAUUGGCUAGUUGAGAAGAUUAACAAUUCAAUUGGACAAGAUCCAAAUUCAAAAUCUAUUAUUGGAGUUCUUGAUAUCUAUGGGUUUGAAAGUUUUAAGUUCAAUAGUUUUGAGCAGUUCUGUAUUAAUUUUACAAAUGAGAAGCUGCAACAACAUUUUAAUCAGCACGUCUUUAAAAUGGAACAAGAAGAAUACACAAAAGAAGAGAUUAAUUGGAGUUACAUAGAAUUUGUUGACAACCAAGAUGUUUUGGAUCUAAUAGAGAAGGUAGUGAUGAUUUUAAUAUUCAAUCUUUUGCAGAAACCUGGAGGAAUAAUUGCACUUCUUGAUGAAGCCUGUAUGUUUCCAAAGUCUACACAUGAAACAUUUGCUCAGAAAUUGUACCAGACAUUCAAAAACAACAAGCGCUUCAUCAAACCUAAACUUUCUCGGACUAGUUUUACCAUAUCCCAUUAUGCGGGGGAGGUGACAUAUCUAGCUGAUAUGUUUCUUGACAAAAACAAGGAUUAUGUGGUGGCAGAACAUCAGGACUUGCUCAUAGCCUCAAAAUGCUCAUUUGUGGCUGGUCUGUUCCCCCCUUCUCCAGAGGAGUCUUCAAAAUCAUCAAAGUUCUCAUCAAUAGGAUCUCGCUUCAAGCUACAACUUCAAUCUUUGAUGGAGACCCUGAAUUCAACAGAACCUCACUAUAUCCGAUGUGUGAAGCCAAAUAAUGUUCUCAAGCCUGCUAUUUUUGAAAAUGUCAACAUUAUCCAACAAUUGCGCUGUGGUGGUGUUCUUGAGGCAAUUAGAAUCAGCUGUGCUGGAUAUCCUACCAGACGAACCUUCUAUGAAUUUCUAAACCGGUUUGGUGUUCUUGCCCCUGAAGUUCUCGACGGAAACUAUGAUGACAAGGUUGCAUGCCAAAUGAUCCUUGACAAAAUGGGUAUGAAAGGCUAUCAGAUAGGAAAGACAAAGGUUUUCCUAAGAGCUGGCCAGAUGGCUGAACUGGAUGCAAGAAGAGCAGAGGUUCUUGGAAAUGCUGCUAGAGUCAUACAGAGGCAAAUACGAACCCAUAUUGCACGCAAGGAAUUCAUUGAAUUGCGCCGAGCUGCAAUUUGUCUGCAAUCUAAUUUGCGAGGAAUAUUGUCCCGGAAACUUUAUGAGCAGUUGCGGCGAGAAGCAGCAGCUGUAAAAAUACAAAAGAACUUUAAAGGAUACAUUUCCAGGAAUUCAUACUUAAAAGCACGAUCAUCUGCAAUUGUAUUACAGACAGGUUUAAGGGCUAUGAAAGCUCGUGAUGAAUUUAGAUUUAGAAAGCAAACAAAAGCUGCAAUUUACGUCCAGGCUUAUUUGCGUCGGCUUAUUGCAUAUUCAUAUUAUAAACGAUUGCAAAAGGCUUCCAUUGCUACUCAAUGUGGAUGGAGGAGAAGGGUUGCUAGAAAGGAACUCCGAAUGCUUAAAAUGGCUGCAAGAGAAACAGGCGCUCUCAAAGAAGCUAAGGACAAACUAGAAAAACGUGUUGAAGAACUUACUUGGCGUUUGCAAAUCGAGAAGCGAUUGAGAACUGAUUUGGAAGAAGAAAAGGCACAAGAAAUUGCCAAGUUACAGGAUGCUUUACAUGCAAUGCAAAUACAAAUAGAAGAAGCAAAUGCCAGGGUCAUCAAAGAGCGUGAGGCAGCAAGAAAGGCCAUCGAAGAAGCACCUCCAGUUAUUAAGGAGACUCCUGUUUUAAUUCAGGAUACCGAAAAGAUUAAUUCUUUAUUGGCUGAAGUCAAUAGUUUGAAGGAAGCACUGCUUUUGGAAAAAGAGGCUAAAGAAGAGGCAAGAAAAGCUCAGGCUGAGACUGAAGCUAGAAAUAAAGAGAUGGUUAAAAAAGUUGAAGAUUCUGACCGCAAAGUGUAUCAACUUCAAGAAUUGGUUCAGAGAUUGGAGGAAAAAAUUUCCAAUGCAGAGUCAGAAAAUCAAGUUCUUCGCCAGCAAGCACUGGCUGUAUCACCUACUGGAAAAGCUCUGUCUGCAAGACCAAGGACAGUUAUUAUUCAGAGGACACCUGAAAAUGGAAGUGCUCUAAAUGGUGAAGCAAAAAUUGAAUCGGAUAUGACUCUUGCUGUAUCCAAUGUGCGUGAGCCUGAAUCUGAGGGAAAACCACAAAAAUCUCUCAAUGAGAAGCAGCAAGAAAACCAAGACUUAUUGAUCAAGUGCAUAUCUCAAGAUUUGGGAUUUUCUGGGGGCAAACCUGUGGCUGCAUGUGUCAUAUAUAAAUGCCUUCUUCACUGGAGGUCAUUUGAAGUUGAAAGGACAAGUGUAUUUGAUCGAAUCAUUCAAACAAUAGCUUCAGCUGUUGAGGCCCAGGAUAAUACUGAUGUAUUGGCCUAUUGGUUGUCUAAUACAUCUACUUUGUUGUUGCUACUCCAACGCACUCUAAAAGCAACAGGAGCUGCUAGCUUAACACCACAGCGGCGGAGAACAGCAUCAUCCUCUCUGUUUGGAAGAAUGUCUCAAGGGCUUAGGGCAUCUCCCCAAAGUGCUGCAUUGUCAUUUCUAAAUGGUCGAGGUCUUAAUAGACUUGAUGAUUUACGACAAGUAGAAGCAAAAUAUCCAGCACUGCUGUUUAAGCAGCAGCUUACUGCCUUCCUUGAAAAAAUAUAUGGAAUGAUAAGAGACAACCUAAAAAAGGAGAUAUCUCCAUUACUUGGACUGUGUAUUCAGGCUCCAAGAACCUCACGGCAAAGUUUAGUUAAAGGACGCUCACAUGCAAAUGCAGUUGCUCAGCAAGCUUUAAUUGCUCACUGGCAAAGUAUUGUAAAAAGCUUAAACAAUUGUCUGAAGAUAAUGAAAGCAAACUAUGCGCCUCCUUUUUUGGUCCGAAAAGUGUUCACCCAAAUAUUCUCAUUCAUCAAUGUUCAAUUAUUCAAUAGUCUUUUGUUGCGUCGGGAGUGUUGUUCGUUUAGCAAUGGGGAGUAUGUAAAAACAGGUCUUGCUGAAUUAGAGCACUGGUGUGUUGAGGCGACAGAGGAGUACACUGGCUCUGCUUGGGAUGAACUGAAACAUAUCAGGCAGGCUGUUGGAUUCCUGGUGAUACAUCAAAAACCCAAAAAGUCCCUGAAUGAAAUUACGAAGGAGCUUUGCCCUGUUCUCAGUAUACAACAGUUAUACAGGAUAAGUACAAUGUACUGGGAUGACAAAUAUGGCACUCACAGUGUGUCUUCAGACGUUAUUACAAACAUGAGAGCUAUGAUGUCCGAGGACUCUAAUAAUGCUGUCAGCACUUCUUUCCUAUUAGAUGAUGACUCCAGCAUUCCGUUUUCGGUGGAUGACAUUUCCAAAUCAAUGCAACAAGUAGAAGUAGCGGACGUGGAUCCUCCUCCACUUAUACGUAAAGGCUGGUGGCCAGGCAUUCUGUCACACCUGCCAAGAGCUACUUGGAGGACAACUGUUAUGUUGAAUAUCAAAGAAGAUUUCACCUUGAAACGAAAAUUUCGUAAACACUUAUUAAAGGUAUUUGAUAUUGGUUGGUACUUGAAGCAUAUCAUAUAUGGGAAGUAUGAAGAUGGAAAUGAAGCAAUGCACAACUAA